CUAAGCAUUAUACAUCUCUGAGCACCUCGGCACCCAUCCCGUUCCCGCCCCCGUCCCCAGCCUCUUCCUACUCUUCUUCCUCUCCCUUUCUCAUAGAGAGGUGAAUCUAGUGCUUGUAUCUGUCGGCGCCACAGACCGCUCUGCAAGCCCCAGCUAAGGACCCGCGAACGAAUCCCGGAGUCCAGAGAUUGGUGGUGGCUCCUUCUAAUCGCACUUUGCCUGAAGUGGGGUCGCGGCGGAGUUCUUUCUCCACCUUUCGGUGUAAACACUAUGCGGAGAGCAAACGGCUUCCCUGCGCUGUGCCUGCUUCUUAAUCUUCACGCUGCAGGGUGCUUUUCAGGAAAUGAUGAUCACUUUUUUGGAAGUCAUCAGAAGAGGAGUGGGAAGCCAGUAUUUAUUUAUCACCAUCCUCAAGGUAUUGAGAAGAGCCUGGAUAUAACUCCGCAAAAGAUAUAUAAACACAGUUAUCAUUCCUCCUCUCAAACUCAAGUAAGCAAACACCACCAAAUUGUUAAUUCAGCAAUUCCUAGACCUGCAUAUGACCCAUCUCUCAAUCUGUUGACCAUGGCUGGUCAAGAUCUUGAAGUGGAAAAUCUUCCAAUCCCAGCAGCAAAUGUAAUUGUGGUGACACUGCAGAUGGACGUAAACAAACUGAAUAUAACGUUGCUUCAGAUAUUCCGCCAAGGAGUGGCGGCAGCUUUAGGAGUCUUACCCCAGCAAGUUCACAUCAACCGUCUCAUUGGAAAGAAGAACAGUGUUGAACUAUUUGUAUCUCCUGUAAACCAAAAAACAGGAAUUUCUGAUGCUUUGCCAUCUGAUGAAGUGCUACGUUCACUUAAUAUCAAUGUUUUACAUCAAAGUUUAUCUCAAUUUGGAAUUACAGACGUCUCCCCUGAGAAAAAUGUUUUACAAGGGCAGCAUGAAGCGGACAAAAUCUGGAGCAAAGAAGGAUUCUAUGCUGUUGUCAUUUUUCUCAGCAUCUUUGUUAUUAUAGUAACGUGUUUGAUGAUCCUCCACAGACUAAAAGAAAAAUUUCAGCUUUCCUUGAGACAAGAUAAAGAGAAAAACCAGGAGAUCCACCUCUCGCCUAUCGCGUUACAGCCAGCACCGUCCGAGGCGAAGGCACUCACCAGCAUGGUCCAGCCCGAGCAGUUCCCGAAGGUGCUGAGCGUCGUUGUGGAUCCUCAGGGCCGAUGCAUCCCUGAGAUCAAAGCCGCCACCUCUGCCUGCCCUUCUCCUUUCAGAAUGAAGCCUGUAGGACUUCAGGAGAGGCGAGGGUCCAACGUAUCUCUUACAUUGGACAUGAGUAGCUUGGGGAACGUUGAACCCUUUGUGGCUGUAACAACCCCUCGGGAGAAGGUAGCAAUGGAGUACCUGCAGUCAGCCAGCCGGAUCCUCACAAGGUCACAGCUGAGGGACGUCGUGGCAAGUUCACAUUUACUCCAGAGUGAAUUCAUGGAAAUACCAAUGAACUUUGUGGAUCCCAAAGAAAUUGAUAUUCCACGGCAUGGAACUAAAAAUCGCUAUAAGACUAUUUUGCCAAAUCCCAUCAGCAGAGUGUGUUUAAGACCAAAAAAUGUAACUGAUGCUUUAAGCACCUACAUUAAUGCUAAUUAUAUUAGGGGCUACAGUGGCGAGGAGAAAGCAUUCAUUGCCACGCAGGGCCCCAUGAUCAACACCGUCAAUGAUUUCUGGCAGAUGGUUUGGCAGGAAGACAGUCCUGUGAUUGUUAUGAUCACAAAACUCAAAGAAAAAAAUGAGAAAUGUGUUCUGUACUGGCCAGAAAAAAGAGGGAUAUAUGGGAAAGUAGAAGUUCUGGUUAUCAAUGUGAAAGAAUGUGAUAACUACACAGUUCGAAACCUUGUCUUAAAGCAAGGAAGUCACACCCAACAUGUGAAGCAUUACUGGUACACUUCAUGGCCUGAUCAUAAGACUCCAGACAGUGCCCAGCCCCUUCUGCAGCUCAUGCUGGACGUAGAGGAAGACAGACUUGCUUCUGCUGGCCGAGGGCCUGUGGUUGUUCACUGCAGUGCAGGGAUAGGUAGAACCGGGUGUUUUAUUGCUACAUCCAUUGGCUGUCGACAGUUGAAAGAAGAGGGAGUUGUGGAUACACUAAGCAUUGUCUGCCAGCUUCGUGUAGACCGGGGUGGAAUGGUCCAAACCAGUGAACAGUAUGAAUUUGUUCAUCAUGCCCUCAGCCUGUUUGAGAGCAGACUUUCAGCAGCAACUGUCGAGUGAUUCACUGAAGACUUAGCAGAGCAUCAAUCUCUUGGGGUGAUAAUUCAAAUUACCCACCUGAAGCUCCUAAAAGGAGCUUCCUGCAAUGUACGGAAAGCGAAGCUCCAAAGCCAACCUGUGGCAUGGAUUGCAGAAGACUCGACGACAUAUUUAAAGAUCGCCAGCCCUUUGUGUAUAUGAAUGCAUUUGUAAGCAUCCUCCAAAAUGUUUUGAAUGGCCUAUGCUAAUGGAGGUAUGAAAGAUUUCUCACACAUCCUAAGGCAGGUUUUGUUUUGUCUGUAUUGACUAUUUGCCACACUGAAUGUAUGUAACAUUCUGAUACAUGCCAUCAGGUGAUGACUGGAAAAGUUAUUGAAGACAUUAUUAUUGCGUGUUUAGAAGCUUUAAUGUCUGCAAAAUCUGUCUUGUGAAUGGACUGUCAGCUGUUAAACUGUUCUCAUUUUAAGUGCUAUUACCUUUCUCAGUUACCAGAUUCUUGCUGCUAAAAUUUGCAAGUGAUUGACAGUGGUUUUUAACAAAUAAGUCCUGUUUUUGAAAAAAAUCAAAAGCAGUAGCUAUUUUAUAUGGAAAUGUAUCUUGAUAAUAGUACCUGUUAAAUGUAUAUUCAUGGUACCUCCUAUCAAUCAAUUACAGAGCACAAUGAUUGUCUUUGGAUAUAUAUGAAUUUACUCUAUUAUUGGGCAUAGAGGUGGCUUCUGCUCCAGAACUCUAUCCCAUUUAUUUCUACAUUGUGAGUCAUUUUACUUUAAAAAGGAAAAACAAAUUUGUAGCAACUAUGAAAUAUCAAGAUUUUAAAUACUUGUCUGUCUUUUACUAAGAGAGAACUUUUGAAUAUGCUGUCUACCUGGGACUCUCUCUUCCAAAAAAAGGCAGAUGCCUCUGGGAAUGAUGUAACCUCUCCCAUUUCCAGACGUUCUUCAAAAGGAUGCUGCCAUGUAUGUCCUUAAAUUUCUGAAAGGUUUUAAUCCUCAAGAGAUAAACGAAGUUAGAAUAACUAAACUCAGCAGGCACUAGGUGUUGAGCUCAUGUAUGGAUUUUUAAUGCCACAAUGUUGACUUUGUUUCAUACUGCCAAUAAACUACUCUUAAUACUAAA
Messenger RNA from Choloepus didactylus (southern two-toed sloth), 3333 nucleotides. RefSeq names its product protein tyrosine phosphatase receptor type R (gene PTPRR). The coding region runs from base 271 to 2238 and encodes 655 amino acids. Gene Ontology annotation, biological process: protein dephosphorylation. The transcript is spliced from 14 exons. The record is from RefSeq and is a predicted model, not a curated record. NCBI's taxonomy places the organism in Eukaryota, Metazoa, Chordata, Mammalia, Pilosa, Megalonychidae. Gene Ontology annotation, molecular function: protein tyrosine phosphatase activity.